CAGGUGGAGCAGCUACUCAACACAGUAGACAAGAUAGUCAUGGAAAACAAAGGAGGCUGCUACACCAAUGAGAUGCUACAAACAGUGGAGAAACAGUCAGAAACUAGUAAUAAGACUAACAACAGGGUCCCUAUGAAUGUUUGGAUCAAAUUAACAGGCCCCACAGCAGAAUCAGUGGCGAAAGCUUUCUUCGGGCCAGCUGUCGUAGUUUUACAGGAAACAAGGGAAGCAAGAAGAGGAGCAGAAGAUGUAACGGCAGAAGCAGAAGAGGAAGCAAACAGUGCACAGAAAAAGGAAGUGUACAUAAUAAACAGAGUUAUAAAAGGAUCAUUAAUGCCAAUAUCACCCGGAAAAGGAGCUGAAGGAGGAGGUGCAAAAGUAACUGGAAGAGGAGGAACAACGGCAAGAGUCAAACCAGUGUCAGCAGUGCUACCAACAACAAGGAUUGUCAUCGCUGGAACAGCCGGAGCUGGGAAAAGCAUCAGAGUGCUAAAAACAUACAGGAUUGUCCUGCUUGGAGAAACUGGAGCUGGGAAAAGCAGCCUGGCAAACGUCAUAUUUGGAGAGGAUGUGUACAAGAUGAAGAAUAACCCCACCUCGGGAAGAAGUGAAUGCCAAACAGAGUCCAAAUCUGUUCAUGGGAGAAGAAUUACGUUAAUUGACACUCCUAGUUUCUUUGACGCAGAUAGACCAGAGCAGGAGCUGAAGCCUGAGAUAGUGAGGUGUAUCACUGAGUGUGCUCCUGGGCCUCAUGCUUUUCUCAUUGUGCUUAAAGUGGAGAAAUUCACAGGGCAGGAGCAGGUUGUCAUCUCGAAAAUAUGCCAGUAUUUCUCUGAGGAAGCUUUCAAGUAUGCUAUAGUUGUCUUCACUCAUGGUGAGCAGCUCCCUAAAGGCAUGAAGAUUGAUGACUUUGUUGGUCAGACUGAAGGUUUGAAGGAUCUGGUGAAGAAGUGUGGCGGCCGAUACCAUGUCGUUGAUAAUAAAAACUGGAACAACAACCAACAGGGUGACUACAGGAGCAACCAGUUCCAGGUGGAGCAGCUACUCAACACAGUAGACAAGAUGGUGAUGGAAAACAAAGGAUGCUGCUACACCAGUGAGAUGCUACAAGCAGUGGAAGGAAACAGGACAUCAGUAGGAAACAUGUCGCUGAAAGAGACCAGCAAUAAGACUAACACCGGUAUCUCUAAGAAUGAGUGGAUCAAAUUAACAGGCCCUGCAUCAGAAUCAUUGGUGGAAGUAUUCUUUGGGCCAGUUAUCAAAACUGGGGCAGCAACAAAAGGAGCAGAAACAGCGGCAGUCGGAGAGGCAGAAGAAGAAGGGGAAGGAGAAGCAUCAACAGAAGCAGAAGAAGAUGUAGCAACAGAAGCAAAGGAUGGAGAAGAAGAAGGAGACGAAGGGGCGGCAAUAAAAGAAUGUCAAGCAGAGGAAGAAAAAACAGGACACAAAGAAGAGGCAACAACAGAGGCAGAAGACGGAGAAGCAGAGGAAGAAAAAGCAGAAGGAGGAGGAGGAGGGAAAGCAUUGACAGAAGCAGGUGGAGAACCCGAAGAAGGAGAAGAAGGGAAGUCGACAACAGGUGCAGGAGGGGCAGCAUCUGCAGGGGGAGCAACAGGUGCAGGGGGAGCAACAGGAGCAGGUGGAGCAACAGGUGCAGCGGGAACAACAGGAGCAGGUGGAGCAACAAGUGCAGGAGUAGCAGCAGGAGCAGAAGGAGCAGCAGGAGCAGGUGGAGCAACAGGUGCAGCGGGAGCAACGGGAGCAGGUGGAGCAACAAGUGUGGGAGGAGCAGCAGGAGCAGAAGAAGAGAAGAAAGAGAAGGACAUGAGGGAGAGGCAACAACAGAGGCAAAAGGAGAAGUAA
Molecule: messenger RNA, 1863 nt
Organism: Thunnus maccoyii (southern bluefin tuna)
Lineage: Eukaryota; Metazoa; Chordata; Actinopteri; Scombriformes; Scombridae
Exons: 4
Coding region: 40-1863 (607 amino acids)
Molecular function (GO): GTP binding
Source: RefSeq, a predicted model, not a curated record